Molecule: messenger RNA, 3447 nt
Organism: Rattus norvegicus (Norway rat)
Lineage: Eukaryota; Metazoa; Chordata; Mammalia; Rodentia; Muridae
Source: RefSeq, a predicted model, not a curated record
UGUUCGGGUUAAGGGAAUGUUUAUUUAUUUAUUUAUUUUAUUUUUUGACAGGAGAGAGAGAACAGCCAGUCAUCUGGAAGAGUCCAGAGCAGAGGGAGAAAGUAGACUAAACAGAGGGCCAGCAGACUGGCCAGGGACAGGACUAUCUGUUGGCAUUCCUUCUAUGCUCCGCCCAACAGUUACCUAGCAACAGCCAGUUGGAAUGGCCAGAGCGUCUUCCGCGCUACACGACCAGGACCCACGGUGACCGAAGCACUACGGUGGAGGAGGCUGUGAGAAAGCCAGCCCCAACGACCAAUCGUGGGCGGAGUGGGCGGCGCCUCGCGGCAUGAAGGAGGAGCUGUUUCUCUGGCAACAAGCCCGCCGCAAGGAGGGGGAGGGGAGGCUGUGGGAAGGGGUAGUGGGCGCGGGUGUCACUGUUGUAGGUCGGCGGGGUGGCAGGCUGUAGUCAGAGCCUGGAUGUGCGGUCAAAUGAGCGUCUGCCCGCGAUCCCGGUGCCAGUCCGAGUGACCCCUGAGGCUGAGGAGAGGAGCUGGCUGCCUCCCCAACUGGCGCCGGGAAGCGUCGCUCCUUCUCGCUGACCUUGGUCUCGCUUGUCGCUUCGCCCUUGGCCACAGUCAGUGACCAGCACAUGGUCGGAGAAAUCUGCAGACAGCUCCCUGGUUAGGCCGAGACUCGCGAUACAGGCACACAAACUGCUGUCGCCUUUCCCGCCGGCUCUGGAGCUUCGGGUCGCCCCCAACCCCCAAGGCCCGGGAGAUCCAGUCCAGGGUUAAUGCCAACGAGUUUCCACCUCCAGCCGCUCCUAGAGAGGCCGCGGCGCGAGCCAGCGGGGGGAACUGGCCAGGGACGGACACUUCCUGUGCGGGGGGAGGGGGCGGGGGAGCAGUAGCCCAGCCGGGGCUGGGGCCCGAGACUAAAGGUCUCAGGCUCGGAGUUGUGACUGGGGACGGCCGGAGGAGUCGACUAGCCCUUCACCUCCGAGGCCACAACGCGCGGGGACGGGCGAGGGCCACAGGACAAUCAGAGACCUUGGGAGGGGGCGGGGCAGCGGACAGGGGCGGGGCCGGAGAGGCCCAGGGUCAAGACGUCCGGCCUUUGCGGCCGAAGCCAGGCGGCCCGGUCUCCUCGGCGGCUCUGAACGGGCGGGUGGCGAGGGCUCGGGGCUCCGGGCACUCGAACUGGGUCGCAGGAUCUAUCGUCUGCCAUCGCCACCGCCGCCGCACUGGGAGCUGGCAGGGAUGGAGCGGGAGGCGUCGUCGUGGGGCCUCGAGCCCGGGGAUGUGCACAGUCCCGACGCAAUGGGCAGUCCCGAAGGGUCUCUCAAAGGCAACACAAGUGAGAAUGAAGAAGGGGAAAUUUCUCAAGAAGGCAAUGGGGACUAUGAAGUUGAAGAAAUACCUUUUGGGCUUGAACCCCAAAGCCCAGGAUUUGAGCCACAAAGCCCAGAAUUUGAAUCCCAGAGCCCCAGGUUUGAGCCUGAAAGCCCAGGGUUUGAAUCCCGAAGCCCUGGGUUUGUGCCCCCAAGCCCUGAGUUUGCACCCAGAAGUCCUGAAUCAGAUCCUCAGAGCCCGGAGUUUGAAUCCCAGAGUUCUAGGUAUGAGCCCCAAAGCCCUGGCUAUGAUCCCAAGAGCCCUGGCUACGAACCUGGGAGUCCUAGGUAUGAACCCAAAAGCCCUGGGUAUGGUUCAAAGAGCCCUGAAUUUGAAUCUCAAAGCCCAGGGUGUGAAUCCCAGAGUCCCGGGUAUGAACCGCAGAACUCUGGAGAUGAAGUUCGGAAUUCUGAGUUCAAAACCCAUAGCCCUGAAUUUGAAACUCAAAGUUCCAAAUUCCAGGAAGGUGCAGAGAUGCUUCUGAACCCCGAGGAAAAGAAUCCAUUGAACAUCCCCCUAGGAGUUCAUCCCCUGGACUCCUUUACUCAAGGGUUUGGGGAGCAACCCACAGGAGCACUGCCUCUAGGAGCACCAUUUGAUAUGCCUUCGGGGGCUCUGCUGGCUACACCCCAGUUUGAGAUGCUCCAGAAUCCCCUGAAUCUGACAGGUACCCUUCGUGGUCCCGGUCGUAGGGGUGGCCGGGCCAGGGGUGGGCAAGGCCCUCGACCUAACAUCUGUGGCAUCUGCGGGAAGAGCUUUGGGCGAGGCUCGACCCUGAUCCAGCACCAGCGCAUCCACACCGGUGAGAAGCCUUACAAAUGUGAGGUGUGCAGCAAGGCCUUUUCCCAGAGUUCUGACCUCAUCAAACACCAGCGCACCCAUACAGGCGAGCGGCCCUACAAGUGUCCCAGGUGCGGCAAGGCCUUUGCUGAUAGUUCUUACCUACUUCGCCACCAGCGCACCCACUCUGGCCAGAAGCCCUACAAGUGUCCACACUGUGGGAAGGCUUUUGGUGACAGCUCCUACCUCCUGCGGCACCAGCGCACCCACAGCCACGAGCGGCCCUACAGCUGCCCUGAGUGUGGCAAGUGCUAUAGCCAGAACUCAUCCCUGCGCAGCCACCAAAGGGUGCACACAGGGCAACGGCCUUUCAGCUGUGGCAUCUGUGGCAAAAGCUUCUCCCAACGGUCAGCACUUAUCCCCCACGCCCGCAGCCACGCCCGUGAAAAGCCCUUUAAGUGCCCUGAGUGCGGCAAGCGCUUUGGCCAGAGUUCUGUUCUAGCCAUCCAUGCUCGCACCCAUCUGCCAGGCCGCACAUACAGCUGUCCCGACUGUGGCAAAACCUUCAACCGCUCCUCUACACUCAUUCAGCACCAGCGCUCCCACACAGGCGAGAGGCCAUACCGCUGCGCUGUGUGUGGCAAGGGCUUCUGUCGUUCCUCCACGCUGCUGCAGCACCAUCGCGUGCAUAGUGGGGAGCGACCUUAUAAGUGUGAUGACUGUGGAAAGGCCUUCUCGCAAAGCUCCGACCUCAUCCGCCACCAGCGGACCCACGCGGCGGGCCGCCGCUAACCAGUCAAUGGUGGGGAGGUGAUAUGCAGGAGAUGGGAUCAGGGAACUUGAAGAACCUGUUUAAGAGGAUAGAGGAAAAGCUGGAGGAGAAUAGAAAGAUGAAAUAUUCUAGAAGAUGGGUCAGGGUUCAGGAAGUCACAUGCCCUCGAGAAGUAUGAGAAUUGGGCUAUGAAGGGGUUGGAGGGAGGCCAGACAGGCAGCAGGAAGCACCAGGAGAGAGCAGUGCUGCUUGCCUCAGCAGCAGUGAGCUCUUUAUCUGGGAGGCCCUGUUCUGGCUAAGUACUAGAUGGGGAGGGGGGGCGGGCAAGGGAGUGUCAGUUAGAAUAGGGUAGCUUAGAUCUGUAGCUGCUGAGACCCAUGUGAAACCAGGAAGAGGGCAAAGGGUAGGUAGGUGGGGAGUGAGGCCCAAGGGUAGGGUCUGGACCUCAGAGCAAACCCCAUCCUGCCUUGUCUUCCUCAGGCUUUGGAGCCGUUUGAGUUCAAUAAAACUUUUAUGUGGUAA